Pecten maximus is the source of this 4221-nucleotide messenger RNA. Its product is annotated as testicular haploid expressed gene protein-like. Lineage: Eukaryota; Metazoa; Mollusca; Bivalvia; Pectinida; Pectinidae. Bases 123 to 887 code for a protein of 254 amino acids. The record is from RefSeq and is a predicted model, not a curated record. The transcript has 5 exons. Gene Ontology annotation, biological process: spermatogenesis.
CUUUCGAUUUAGAGCUUCCGCCAAUGUGAGAAUGACCAAUGGAAACAAUCGAAAGGCGUCAUUGACAACGAUCCUUAACAACGUCUGCCACGCGCGAGGAGUUCCGCGCCAGUAAAAAAAAUAUGUCUGUCAAAAGCGAAGGUUAUACCCGGAUUGAUAGCCUGUCCCAGGCGAAGCGGGCGCCUCCGGAGUUUCAUGAGGACAGGCGGUCUGUGUACUGGGUGGACAGACUCCCUCCAACACCACAGAGGAAUGGAAUGACAACAGAAUUUGUGACCUCAUCACGAUUGGAAGCAUUAUCCCAGCCCAGACGAGCUGUUUACUACAAGGGAGAUAGACCUGGUCCAAUAUGGCCUGUCCGUAGAACAGCAAUGAAUGCGGAUUGCUCAGUAAGACUGGAACAGCUUGGUCAGCCUAAAACUCUCGACAACCAGUACUGUUUCGACAGGACUGCAUACAUGAUGGUUUCUAGGGGUGCUCAGAGUGCAGAGCCAUCAACACGUCUCCAACAGCUGUCACAACCGUUGGCACGGAAACAAGUCCAAGAGUACAAAGAAUCUGAGUGGGGACAAACGUUUCCGGUUUCGGAUAAUUCCAAAAAGGCCAUAGCAUCAGUACGGCUGGAACAACUCGCAGAGUCUAAAGCAUAUCACAAAUUUUUCCGUGAUGAGAAACCAGUUCAGUGGAACGUUCCUGAUGGUGCUUUAAAAGCAACUGCGAAUAUUCGCUUACAACAACUCUCACGGCCCCGCAGCAGAACUAUGAUCAAGGACGAUUAUGACCCUUAUAGAGUGAGUGUAGCAGCACGACGGGUCCAUGCCACUCCAAGGAUAGAGGAGCUCUGUGUCCCAAUACCUAGAAAAGUUAGGCCGAAAAACGCUGCAUAAUGUAAUUAAAAAAUCACUUUUUGUCAUAUUAUAAAAAAACUCGAAUCCGUCCAGGUAACUAGCUAGGCAAAGUAAUCUUAAAAUAAUCUGAACAUGGCUUGUUUUCUAAAUUUAGUUUUUUUUGUGUUCUUGAUAUGUUUUUACAAAGUUCUGAAUUCAAAACUUUCAACUGAAACAUUUCAUUAUUAAAGGGCACUUAAAGUUGUUAUUAUUUUAGUAAAUUAUUUUUUUCUAUUGAAGAUUGUUUGUCGUUUUCGUCAUCUAUAUAAGUAUGGAUCAAUUAAUGUACUGCCAGCUAAAAUAGUUAAACAUCAUUGUUGACAAUAGAUUUUAGCUUACUGUGUAUAAUACAUGGUUGAUUGAACGAUAUAUAUAUAUAUACACCACAUUUAUCCUGUAAUUAGUCCAGGAUCUAAAAAUAAACUUUCACUCAAAUGAUGGAUUGGCUUUAUUGACGGAAAAUGAUAUAAAAUUUGUAAGUGUUUUCAAAUAAAAGAUUGACUGCAAUAGACAUGAGUGGGCUUAUUACCAGACAUGGAUUUAUUACCAGGUAUUGGCUUAUUACCAUUAUUACCAGGUAUGGGCUUAUUACAAGACAUGGGCUUAUUACCAGGUAUGGGCUUACUACAAGAUACGGGCUAAUUAUUACCAUUAUUACCAGGUAUGGGCUUAUUACCAGAUCAUGGCUCCAGAUAAGUUGCAAGUGGCACAUUGAUGUCAAUCCUUUAGUCAAAUCACAUUUAUUCCAUGAUUUUAUCAUGAGUGAGGUCAUUCAUUUUCAUUAUGUACAUUUUGUAAUGUAUAAAAAAAUAUAUAAAAUCUGUUCCAAGGGGAGUGAACUCUGUAAGUAAUCCAUGUUUUGUCAUUUUGUUUUAUUGAGUUUAAUCAUUGAGAAAAACUUUUAUAAAUUCUAAAAAAAAUCUUGAAUAUUAGAAAUAAGAAUCACAUUGUGUUACAAGUCAUAUUCAAAACUCGAAAAAGUUUUAUCUAAUUGAAAGUUGUCUUAGAGUCUUCAGGAUUUGAAAUAAGUUACCAAUCCUAGUAUAAAUUAUAACCUACUAGCUAGUGUUUUUUUAUUAUAUAUUUUUCUUUAAAUAACUAAUUGGACUAAGAGGAGAUAACUCUAAAUAUUUACAUACACCAAACAGUAUUGUUGAUGAAGACGAAUGCACAGUAUAAUAUAUUUACAAGUAUUAAAAUUUAUGUUGUAUAUGUAAUAUGCACUGGGUUUGUGGUGAUUGUGUUACUAUAUAUAUACAAAAUUUGAAAAACAUUUUAUCAUUUGCACGUGCAAUAGCUCCUGUAUUAUAUAAUCAUUAUUUAAUUGAGUUGACUAUUUAGUCGGGUUUUUUAUAUAUAUAAAACAUAUAUUAUACUUUCAUUGUUAUAACAUGGAAGUAUAGCUCUAUACCAAUGCAGUAUUAUGGUGAAGAAAUUGUUGUUUUAUUCAUAGUGUGCGGUUUUAAUGUGUCAAUUGUAAAAAAUGGGAAACAAAUUAACAAAUUAGUAUUACUGUAUAUUCAUGAUCAGGUACAAGUACAUGUGCAAAAGUAACACAUUUUUUUUGUACAGUACUGGACAAAGCUCUUUAUUCAAAGCAAUCAAGCGAUUGUAAAUAUUAUCCUGAAAAGUCAGCUGGACAUCAAAUUGAAAUCUUAUUAUAUUUAGCUUUUGACUAGCCCCGAGUUAUCCUGGCCUUAACACCAUGUCUGGUGUCAGAGCCAGAGCAAAUCAAGCUAGCUUUUGACUAAAGUCGGACAUCUAUUUCUGUCAAAUUUUUUCUGGAUUUUGGUUAAAAUUCAAAACCAUAAAAUGUAAAUAAGUUUCAAGAUAUACCAUAAUCUAACAGGUUUGAUCAACAGAAUCGGAAUGAAGAAAAGUUAGUAUAAAUAUAUUCUAUAGAAAGACUGCUGGAUGAUAUAUGGUUUUGUGAAAUAUGAUGGUAUUUGGUAAUUCAUAUCAUAUACUGAUACAUUGUACAAAGAUUACAAUGAAAAUACUGUAUUUACUGUCCAUAAUUGUGUUGUUAAUUAAAAAUAUUUGUCCUUUUAUCAAUUACAGUAUUAAAAUAGUAAUUUACUAUAGGUUUUAUGGAACAAUUGAUGUUGUGAUAUCCGUUAUCCUUCAGUAUUUUUCUGCAAUUCCACAAUUUUUAUUUGCAUGAUGGAUCCUAGCUGUUCACCAAAUACUGUCUUUCUUUAAAACAUUCUGGUUGAUACUGACAUCAAAAUGAUUUCCCAUUUUUGAGCUUCUCUCAACAUAUUUAAGUUUUGUCUUUGAGAUGCGUUUGUAUCCAAGCUUGCCUGUUUUUACCAAGAUGAUCAGAUAUGUUUUGAUUUGAUAUCUUACCUGUAAAUACAUUCAUGAAUUUUUUGCUUAUUUAAAUAUUUUAUUCUCCGUUUUACAUCAAUGUGUUUCUUCAUUGUUUCAUAAGUUAAGGUAAUGACUUUAAAUUUUGUGCAAAAGGUGCAAAAUCAGUACUCAAUUUUCAUCUUUUCAGUUCAAAUGAAUUAACAUUUUGAAUGAUCAUUUGUUUGACCUCUAUUUUAAAUUCUUAAACAAUUGUAUUUAUUUUUUUCAUAAUGGAAGAUGCAUACUUGUAAACUAUCUUCAACAUUUUACUAUCAAUGUCGUAUUUAAAAAAAAUUGUUUUAGAUAUUUUAUCAGUAAUUUGUUUAUUAGAUAAAUAUAGGAGGGGGGGGGGGGACAAAGUAUGUCUUGUACGUUCCCUGGUAUGUACAGUGCCCCAAAGAUUGUCAGCGCUAGAGUGGCUUCAUUCCUUAUGGAAUUUGAUGAAUUUUCACACAAUAAAGGACCGUUAUAUCUCAAAUAAGUUAAAGUUUCAGUGUUUUAGGGUCAAGGUCACUUGUUACUAUUUUGUAGGGUUGGUAGGGGACAUGUAUUGCUUUAUCAAUACCCUGUAUACUUAUUUUUGAUAGGUAUCACAAGAGAUAUGGUCAAAAAGAAAUAAAUGUGUGAUGCUAUACUAUAUAGUAGCUGCUGAAUGUUUUGUGAAUUAGAUGCAAAUAAAUAAAUUCACUUUUAAAAGAUUUCUCCCCUUGUGACUUCAAUGUACAGGCCUAUGCUUUGUCAUUUUCUAUUUCAAGUCUUUCACAUUCUUGUAUUGAUAUCAUUUGAUAUGUGUAUUAUUCAAACUGUGAUAUUUAUAUAAGUAAUAACUCACAGAGGAGUUAUCUCCCCUAGUUGCUCAAAGUUUUCAUCAUGUAUAUUGUAUUAUAUUUUUGUUUUCAUUUUCAUAUUAAGCCUUUUUAUGAUACAGAUUUUAGACAGAUAAUAUGGUCUGAUAAAAUCAAUAAACUAUGGGUGUUACUAA